AUGGAGACAGGAAACCACAGCUGGGGCACAGACUUCACCUUGGCUGGUCUUUUCCACUAUGGCCAGGUGGACAACUUCCUCUUCACAGUCAUCAUCAUCCUCUUUGCAGUAGCUCUGACUGGCAACAUCACACUGGUCCAUCUCAUCAGGCUGGACACAAAACUCCACACCCCCAUGUACUUCCUCCUCAGCCAGCUCUCCAUCAUCGACAUCAUGUACAUCUCCACCACUGUGCCCAAGGUGGCAGCCAACUUCCUGUCAGACACCAAGACCAUUUCCUUUCUGGGCUGUGAGAUGCAAACCUUUGUGUUUCUGAGCCUGGGAGGCUCUGAAGCCCUCCUGCUGGGCUUCAUGUCCUAUGACAGGUAUAUAGCCAUCUGCCGGCCCCUGCACUACCCAGUGCUCAUGAGCAGGAAGAUGUGCUGCUCCAUGGUCGCCUGUGCCUGGAGCAGCAGCUCCAUCAAUGCUUUGGUGCACACUCUGUACGUGUUCCAACUUCCAUUCUGUGGAGCUAGGAUUGUUGACCACUUUUUCUGUGAGGUUCCAUCUCUCCUGCCGCUGGUGUGUGAAGACACAUCCCAAUAUGAGCACACAGUCCUCAUGAGUGGCCUUGUCAUUCUGCUGCUACCCUUCCUGACCAUCCUAGCUUCCUAUGCUCGGGUGUUGGUUGUCGUGUUCCAGAUGGGUUCAGGGAAGGGACAGGGUAGAGCUGUGUCCACCUGCUCAUCCCACCUGACCGUGGCCAGCCUGUUCUAUGCCACCGGUCUCUCCACCUACACCCAGCCACACUCUUUGCAUUCUUCUGGGAGGGACAGAGUGGUGGCUGUGCUGUACUCAAUUGUCACCCCUGUUCUGAAUCCAUUUAUCUACAGCCUGCGGAACAAGGAAGUCAUGGGAGCCCUGAGGAGACAUUUGGGAUGAUGGAUAUUGGCACUGAAAAUAUGACAUUGAGUCGCCUUGUGGACUGAUCUAAAAGCUUGCCUUGAACACUGCCUGGGAAGAUGCCAGGGUUGAUCUUCUGCUGUGAGUUCAUCAAGCUGGUCUAACUCACUGAACCAGAGCAUGAAACUGCAUCCACUCAGUGUCAGAGCGAGUUGACUGUUUGAACCUGAAGGUUGUUUCUGAGUGAGAUGGGAGGCCUUUGCCCUUGGCCCUGCAUCUCUGGCUGGCUGUCAGCCUGCGUUGGCUUUCCACAGAACUGGACCCCCUUGUGCCCUUAUGCAAGUCACCAUGGCUUCUCAGACUGUGGGCGUCAGGACCGUUGCCUACCACACACUCACCUACCUCCUGCUCUGGCGGCUCUUCCUGCAGUUUCUGAGCAGAGCUGUAUGUGUGCGGAUAGUUUACAUAAAUUGGGAAAAAUUUCUUUUGCAGGUACAACUAUUAUAUAAGAGUGUGUGUAUGGUGUGUCACUCUUUGUACUAUGACAUAAUUUAUGGACGAUUCUGAAAGAAACAGGGACAGAGAUAAGUCAAUGUGUUUGCUUUGAUGCUGUGUGACUGUUAUCGCGUGGAUAAGAUUUCCAGGCUCUCCUAAGCUGUUUAAUGAUGUCUUCCUGAGUCCCUUAUACCAAUACAUUUCUCCAAAUCUCACUGUCUUUGUAAUAAACAUGGUCAAUGGAUCUGUCUGUCAGUAUGCACUCUGUCUCUUUCCAGACACCUUUAUGUUGAUUUUCCAGCAGCCAUGCUAGCUUAUGAUAAGGACAUUUAGACAAACAGACCCAACAUGCUUUACAAAUCCAUAGAAACUUUCUGUAU
Messenger RNA from Meriones unguiculatus (Mongolian gerbil), 1757 nucleotides. Its product is annotated as olfactory receptor 2AK2-like. Gene Ontology annotation, molecular function: olfactory receptor activity; G protein-coupled receptor activity. The coding region runs from base 1 to 921 and encodes 306 amino acids. NCBI's taxonomy places the organism in Eukaryota, Metazoa, Chordata, Mammalia, Rodentia, Muridae. The transcript has a single exon. The record is from RefSeq and is a predicted model, not a curated record. Gene Ontology annotation, biological process: G protein-coupled receptor signaling pathway. Gene Ontology annotation, cellular component: membrane.